AUGAAUCAGGAAAGCGACCUGAUGGAUCCGUCCGAUGCAAAACUCACCAGGGUUUUUUCAAGAACGCCCUCGUCGUGGGACCCGCAGGACGACGUCUUGUUGAGACAUCUCAAAGAACAACAGAAGCUGGGCUGGAAAGAGAUAGCGUCGUAUUUCAACAACAGAACCCCAAACGCCUGCCAGUUUCGCUGGAGAAGACUGAGAUCAGGUGCGCUCAAGUCUCAAAGUCCCUCCUCGCCGGUCUCACCACCGGCUGGGAGCUCUCCAAUGCCCAAAAGAACGCUUCAGGACUUGCCUGAGAAGCCUCAGAACUAUGUUACCAAGUUCCAGGCCGUGACCCAGGACCACCAACAAUCCCACCAGACCCAGACCAACAAUCACUCCCAGUCGCAGCAGAUCCAACAGCCACAGUAUAAUCACCAAAUUCAGAAUAGCCAACAACAGAGUCUGCUACAUGACUCCCAGGUAUCUCAGAAUUCGCAAGGAAAGUCUGGUUACUCUUCUUUUCACUCCAACAACUCGGUUUCCGUUCCUUCAUACAACCAAUGGACGUUUCACAAUCAGAACCCAGCUUCCAUGUCCCAACCGAACAAAUUGCCUCCUUCAAGCCAUAUGAACGGCUCAGGAAUUUCUGCCAGUAUGUUGGCAACCUCAACUGUGAUUGAUGAGCAGCUCACGAAACAACUGUCGUUCCUGGCCCAGGAGACUCUUCAGCAGGUGCAGAACCAGCACCACCACAUUGAGGCUUUAGCACCAGCCAACCACAACAUUCCGUGGAACGAGGACGAGGAUGAACUGUUGUCCCAUAGGAGAGAAAGAGAGCUGAGCUUUGCAGAGCUGUCCAUUCUUCUGCCGACCAGAUCAGAGAGUGACAUAUGGUCUAGAAUAGACUGGCUCGAGAAAAAGAGCUCGGGUCCUGAAUCUGUGUCUGGAUCCACUGCCGACUUAAAACCUGCUACUGCCUCAGUUCUUUCUUCUUCAAGCGUGACAGGGGGAAGAAGAUCUCUCUCUAUUUCUUCAAUUGCCUCGUCCAAUUCGUCUAGUAACGAAAAGAAUGGAGCCAAUUGA
This is a messenger RNA of Kuraishia capsulata CBS 1993, 1068 nucleotides long. RefSeq lists its product as uncharacterized. The transcript has a single exon. NCBI's taxonomy places the organism in Eukaryota, Fungi, Ascomycota, Pichiomycetes, Pichiales, Pichiaceae. The record is from RefSeq and is a predicted model, not a curated record. The coding region runs from base 1 to 1068 and encodes 355 amino acids.